Pogoniulus pusillus (Red-fronted tinkerbird) is the source of this 2837-nucleotide messenger RNA. It is a transcript of the gene FGF1, whose product is annotated as fibroblast growth factor 1. The transcript is spliced from 4 exons. The record is from RefSeq and is a predicted model, not a curated record. Bases 343 to 810 code for a protein of 155 amino acids. Gene Ontology annotation, biological process: lung development; positive regulation of MAP kinase activity; fibroblast growth factor receptor signaling pathway. NCBI's taxonomy places the organism in Eukaryota, Metazoa, Chordata, Aves, Piciformes, Lybiidae. Gene Ontology annotation, molecular function: fibroblast growth factor receptor binding; growth factor activity. Gene Ontology annotation, cellular component: nucleus; cytoplasm.
AUAGCAAGGCAGAGGGUUCUCCAUGCUUCCUUCUCCCGCCUGGGUGCAGAGCAGCAGCCACAGUCCCUGCGCACCGCGGUGCCCAUCGGCAGAUGCCAGCUUCUGCCCAGGACCCAGCACAGCCCCUGAACCUGUCUGAGGGACACUGCCUGGCUCUGGACCUGCCCCUCAGUGCUGCAAGGACGUGCAGCUGCAGGUGAGAACCACUCCAGGAGCUGCCUGGACCCCAGGGAGUGAAGCAAAGGACAGGGUGACCCCAGCCAGCAUUACCUCUCUGUUGCCACCGCCACCCAGCCUGGUGCAGCCCAACCCGACAGCCCAGGUGCCAGGAGAGGCUGAGCAAUGGCCGAAGGGGACAUCACCACCUUCAGUGCCCUGACAGAAAAGUUCAACCUUCCCAUGGGGAACUACAAGAAGCCCAAACUCCUCUACUGCAGCAACGGGGGCCACUUCCUGCGGAUCCUCCCAGAUGGCAAAGUGGAUGGGACCAGGGAUCGAAGCGACCAGCACAUUCAGCUCCAGCUAAGUGCAGAGAGUGUGGGAGAGGUGUACAUAAGGAGCACCCAGUCUGGCCAGUACCUGGCAAUGGAUACCAACGGGCUGCUCUAUGGCUCGCAGCUACUGGGUGAGGAGUGCCUGUUCCUCGAGAGGCUGGAGGAAAACCAUUACAACACCUACAUCUCCAAAAAGCACGCGGACAAGAACUGGUUUGUAGGGCUGAAGAAGAACGGGAACAGCAAACUGGGGCCACGGACUCACUACGGCCAGAAAGCCAUCCUCUUCCUCCCACUGCCUGUCUCAGCUGACUAAGCCCUAUCCUGGGAGCUCAGAGAUGACCCUGACCCCCAAAUGCCAGCUGCCACCUCCUCCUUUUCUCUCAUUCUCUCUUUGGCUGUAGGACAGGGCCAAAUGUUAGAGCUCCAAGCUUUAGGCAAAGGCUUGACCCAAAAUAGACAAUGCAGAACAAACCUGUUCUGCACAAAGCUUUGCAGAGAUGAGAGGGGAGCCUCAGCACCCCACAAGCUCCAUCAGAACCCUUCAAGGUCCAUCAACACUCCCAGGGUCUAUCAGCAUCCCCCACCAUGGUCCAUCUGUAUCCUCAUUCCUCUGUAUGGUGCCUGCCAUGACCAUGCUGUAGCUCCCAGGGAGAUCACAAACCUACCCAGGGGCAGGCACCUAGAAAUGGGGUCAAGGACACCCCAAGGACAUUCCAGUUCCUGUCCCCAGUUAUUCUGAGGUAAAGCUUCCAGUGUUAACAUAUUUGUCCAUCCAAAUAUGUAGCUUCUCGUAUGCCCUUCAGGUUGCACCAUCAGUCAUAGUACUGAUGCUGCAGAGUGGUGAUGCAGUCUCCAUCCCUAGAGCAAUUCCAAACCCACCUUGAUGCCAUCCUGUACAACCUCCUCUAGGUGAACCAGCUUUAGCAGAGGGGUUGGCCUCAAUCUCCAGAGGUCCCUUCCAAUCCCUGUCAUUCUGUGAUCCUGUGAUUCUGCUUGCUUGAUGUCCUAGGUGUGUCAAGCUAAACUAGCUUCAUCCAAAGGCCCCAUGACAUCCCAGCCUCCCUUACGACAUGACUACAGCUCUACAUCGUGCUGCUCCCUGCCAUAUGUUAUUUGUAUUUAUUUAUUAAGUAAACAUGCCUCCUCCACAGCCUGGUCAUCAGUGAUUCGAGGUGCCAAAGCCCUUUGACCUUGUUCCAGACUAAGGUCUGAUGGUGUUGCAAGAAGGGGUUGCGUGAUGGUGGCAGUGCCUUGCCCCCUGUUCCCAAGGAACUUCCUUCCACGCCUCCAAUGCUGAACUAAAAGAGGGGCUAAAAUUGGCAUUGGGGCCCCCUGGUGACCACAAGUGGCACUGGGGGGCCUUGGUGACUCAAACCCUCCAAGAAGUUAGGUUCCUCCUCUCCUGACAUGAGGUAGACCUUCCAAGCAGCUCAAGAGUUGCUCCUGCAUGCUGAGAGCAUCACACUGACAUAUGUGGCUCAGGGGUGACCUCACUGCUGUCUACAACUACCUGAAGGGACAUUGUAGCCAGGUGGGGUUGGUCUCUUCUGCCAGGCAACCAGCAACAGAACAAGGGGACACAGUCUCAAGUUGUGCUGGGGGAAGUCUAGGCUGGAUGUUAGGGAAGUUCUUGACAGAGAGAGUGAUUGGCAUUGGAAUGGGCUGCCCAGGGAGGUGGUGGAGUCACCAUCCCUGGAGGUGUUGAAGAAAAGACUGAAUGAGGCACUUAGUGCCAUGGUCUAGUUGACUGGAUAGGGCUGGGUGCUAGGUUGGACUGGAUGAUCUUGGAGGUCUCUUCCAACCUGGUCAAUUCUAUGACUGUGGACAGGGACACACCACCAAUGCCUGCAGAGAAGAGCAUGCAAAGUUCCUCAAAAAGUUCAGAAACUGGAAUAAUACCCCAGCUCAGCUUCUCCUGUCCUCCUUAGGCACCUGCAGAUGCCUACAGCAACUAGUGGAGACAUGUCACCCCAAACAACCAUGGUCAGCACUUGUCUAAUCCCAAUACCAAUUCCAUUUUGCCCUGCAGUGAGUUUCCUCGGGUGCAGACAAGCCCAAAGUCCUUUAACUAACCUUUUUGUAGUGGCACUGCAUGAAAAAGUGAGAUGGGAAGAGGUUUGACUCCACUGCACCCAGGUGACGUGCUGUGGCUGUGGGUGGGGUGUAGGUGUGCUGUAGCUGGGGUGGCAUGGUCGAUGGGAUGCCUUCAGCAGCCAAGGAACCAAAGGGCUGCCAAAAGUCACAUCCAGCUCGGUCCUCCCUUUGGUCCUAGAUUGAAGUCUGAAGCUGUAAAUAAAACGUGACACAGGAGCAGAAGAAUAAAGGUCAGUAGAAAAUCUU